GGGGUCACGGGGCAGAGGCGGCGGCCUGGAGGGGCGGGUAGGGGUCCCAGCGCCGCCCUAGCCCUCGGAUUCCGAGUGCGGGCUGCUGGACGGAAAGCCAGGGGACUUCCCACGCCGGAGGGAGGCCCGCCAAGGGAGGCGCUGAAUCAGGAUUAGAAGAGGAGUCAUGUCAGAAGAAACAGUAAGCGAAUCACAGUUUUCCUUGAAGACCACAGCACUAAGAGCGUUUGAUCGCCCCCUGUCUUGGUACUAUUCUCUUUGUCAGAUCAGGUUUUCACCGGUAGCUAAAAAGUUGAUUGUGGUAACUGCAGUGACUGCCGUAUCUGUAAUUUUUCUGGCCCAUCAUUUUAAAAGAAGACGUGGGAAGAAGAAAGGAAAAAUAUUACCAUGGGAACCAGAGCACCUCAUACUUGAAUACACUAAAAGAGCAGCGUCAGAAAAAGGUUCAAGUUGUUCCAGUAGUAGACAGAAUUUGACAUUAUCUUUAAGUUCUGUCAAAGACAAAGGAUCUCAGUCUUGUAACUAUGCUAAUGGAGGACUUUUCAGUAAAUACUCAGGUUCUGCACAGAGUUUGGCCUCUGUCCAGAGUGUCAAUUCUUGUCAUAGCUGUGCUUGUGGCAAUUCUAAUUCCUGGGACAAAACAGAUGAAGAUGACAUUAAACUUGUUAACAUUCCUGUGACUACUCCUGAGAACUUAUACUUGAUGGGUAUGGAAUUGUUUGAAGAGGCAUUGCGUCGAUGGGAACAAGCUCUAACCUUUCGAAAUAGACAGGCUGAAGAUGAAGCCUGUAGCUCCAUUAAACUGGGUGCAGGAGAUGCCAUUGCUGAAGAAAGUGUAGAUGAUAUUAUUAGCACUGAAUUUAUCCAUAAGCUUGAAUCUCUGCUGCAAAGAGCAUAUCGUCUCCAAGAGGAGUUUGAAGCUACGCUGGGGGCAUCUGAUCCUAAUUCUCUUGCUAAUGAUUUUGAUAAAGAUACAGAUAUUACUGUGAGGGGGAAUGUGGACGACUAUGGCCUUCGAGACACCUUGAGCGUUGCUUCAACCGAUUCCUUUGCUUCAGCAGCAGAGCUUGCAGAACACAGAGAAGUCCGGCAUUCUUACAGUCUGGAGUCUCUUUGCCACUGCCCUUUUUAUGAAGAAGCUAUGCAUUUAGUUGAAGAAGGAAAAAUUUACUCAAGAGUGCUGAGAACUGAAAUGCUGGAGUGCCUGGGAGACAGUGAUUUUCUUGCCAAACUUCACUGUAUACGACAGGCUUUUCAGGUUAUUCUUUCAGAAACAGCCAAUAGGAUAUUCCUUGCUGAGAGUGGAAGGAAAAUUUUAUCAGCGUUAAUUGUGAAAGCACGAAAGAAUCCAAAGAAGUUUGAAGAUGUUUUUGAUGAAAUGAUCUAUUUUUUAGAACAGACUGAUCACUGGGAUAGUACUGAAAUGGAACUUGCUGCUAAAGGAGUGAAAAAUCUAAAUUUUUAUGAUGUUGUUCUGGAUUUUAUAUUAAUGGAUUCCUUUGAAGAUUUAGAAAACCCACCCACAUCCAUACAGAAUGUAGUAAAUAAUCGCUGGCUAAACUCGUCCUUCAAAGAAACUGCUGUGGCUUCAAGUUGUUGGUCAGUGCUGAAACAGAAAAGGCAACAAAUGAAGAUCCCGGAUGGAUUUUUUGCUCAUUUCUAUGCCAUUUGUGAGCACAUCAGCCCUGUCCUCGCCUGGGGCUUUUUGGGCCCUAGAAAUUCUCUCUAUGAUUUAUGUUGCUUCUUUAAGAAUCAGGUUCUUUUCUUUCUCAAAGACAUUUUUGACUUCGAGAAAGUACGCUAUUCCAGCAUCGAGACCUUGGCCGAAGACCUCCUGCAGUUACUUAUUCGCCGCACUGAACUUCUGAUGGCCUAUCUUGGAGCCGAUGCGCUGAGGCAUACAAGCAGUUGUAUCAGUAGUCAUGGUCAGGUUAUGUCCACUGGCCUGGUGGAAGCCAGAGUUCAAUAAGUCUCUUAAAAUCAGACAGUUUGGGUGUGCUAUGAAAUGUCUUAAGAUAACUGUUGAUUCUGUAACAUAUAUUACACAGAAUUGGUGGAUAUGGUCUCAGGGAGGGAGAGAAAUCUAGUAAAGAAUGAGUGACCGUACUGUACUUACACAGAAGUCCUGGCAUUGAAUCCCUGUGUAGUGUAUCCAAAGCUGCUUUUCACAGUCUUUAGGUAAUAAUUUAAGUCAUGAAACAUUGCCUAUUACACUGCAUAUUUUGCUUGAAUUGAAGCCAGUACUUGGGAGUUAAUUGAAGCUGUCUGAAAUGUCUAGUCUCAUUCUCAGAAGCUCCAUUUUUAUGCUUUGCACCUUGAAAUCACACACGUUAGCUAAGACCUAAGUGGCCUGCACAUACAGGAACAUAUUACUCCUAGUGUCCACAAACUUCACUUUUGCCUGAAAAUGUAUUUUUAAUUGUAAAGUUGUUCAUUUGCUUAAUGAAGUUUAGACAGUAGUGGUGUUUAAUAUGUACUGCUUACAUUAUUGCUUGUGCAUUUGCUUAUGUAUUUAAAUCAAAGAAAUUGUAAUGACUAUCAUUAUAAAGCAUUUAAAUGAAUUGACACUGAGAAGUUUAUAAGUUUGUAUUAGAUUUACUGCAGUUUCCAAAAUACAUUGUUGCACCUAUAAGUUACAAUAGAGAGAUUAAGAAAUUUAUUUUAUCUGUUUAUAGAUUAGAGUAUUUUUCUCUUCAAUGAAUAUUGAUUAAAAAGGUAACAGUUAUUAACUAUAACAGGCAAUUAAAUUUUUUUCUGUGUAGUUUUGAGACUAUUUCCCAACACCUGAAGUUAUUAAUCUUAAUACAGUAAAGUCAUUUAUCCUUUCUCCUUCCCUAAAACUGUUUUUUAGUUGUUCUCACAGAGAACUUAGCAAAUACGUCCAUAUUUUUAAAAUAUUAUUCAUAGUUUGAAUCUUAGUGCAGUUUUAAAGAAGGGUUUUUCCCCCCGUGAAUAUAGAACAAAAUAUUUUUAAUGGUAUAGAAGUAUGUUUCAUGUCCUUUAUGAUGAAUGUAUGAACAAAUGGGUUGUUCAUAUAAGUAAAGUUCUUUAAAAGUAUAUUAGGUACUUUUAGAGUUGUGUCUAAAUUAUAUACCACUUAUUUGGAGUGGCUGACUCAGUAUAUAAAUGGAUUAGAUUUGUUGAUUUUGUUUUUAAAGUAGGCUUUAUUCAUUUUAGCGAGUUACCCAGAAGGACUUAAAUAUAUUUUUUUAGAAUGCAUUUUUAGAUUAAAGUGCCUAGUUUCUGAUUAAGGAAUAGAAAGUGAAAAGUGGGGUGGGGAGCAUAAUCUUUUAAGGUUUUAAAUCUGUGUAUGUGCCAUGUUUGGGUAACAGUAGUUACAGAAUAUGAGAUUCAGCAUUUUCAUUCUGUUUGCAUGUACUAUGCUGUAUAAUGUACAGGUUAUAGCAUUAAAAAAUAUGAAAUACUGCUCUAAUAAUUUUUUUAGUAUAUAGCUCCUUGACUUUUCUUACAUAGAUUCUUAAUUUAAGAAUUUGCUAUUUAUAAUUUGGAUUAUUGAUGGAGGAGUAUGAUUAGAAGCAUUAAAGCGAAAAUUACAUUAUGUAAUGUUUUACUUUUUAAUUUAUAUCUUGUAUUUUUAGCUUCUUGUUGAGCUAUCACUGGCCUUGAAUGAUUCACACACGUACACACAUAUGUGUGUGCACACAUUCCCAUUAUCGUGUAGGCAAAACAGUUAUUGCUUAUAUUAAUUUUCCUGUUUGGGGGGCUAAAUGUACUCUUAUUUGAGGAAGAUUUUGUUUGAAAACUAUUUUGAAGAAUUGCACUAUUUAAUAAUGCUGCUACUACAUAAGAUAAUUGAGUAAUUUAUUUCAUCAGGUAAGAUGAGUGGCUUUCCAAAAGGUAUUUUUUUUCUUUUUCGCUUUUACAUUUCACCUUUAAAAAAAAAAAAAAGUUGCCCAGCCUUGGCCAGUUUGGCUUAGUGGAUAGAGUGUCAGCCUGAGGACUGAAGAGUCCCAGGUUCGAUUCUGGUCAAGGGCACAUGCCCAGGUUGCAGGCUCGAUCCCCAGUGCGGGUGUGCCGGAGGCAGCCGAUCAAUGAUUCUCUCUUAUCGCUGUAUCUGUCUCGCCCUCUGCCUUCCCCUCUGAAAUCAAUAAAAUAUUAUGCAUAUAUAUAUAUAUAUGCAUUUUUUUUAAAGCUUGUCCAUAUUCAAGAGGUUGAUUUGUCUAAUUAAGAGCUUCCAUUUAAUUAGUUUUUGGUCAGUUCAGUAGCUACUAAUUGAGUAAGAUUCUUUCUUUGUGGCCUUUAACAAAAGAGUCAGGAGUGACCAAAUAGAAUUUCAGGGUAAUGCGUAUAGGAAAAAAAACCUCUAUUGUAAGAGAAGAAACUUGACCUUUUAAAAGAAACAUCUCUUGAAAUUGUUUUAGCUCUUUAGGUAAUAAUUUAAGUCAUGAAAUGUUGACUUAAGUUAUUGACCACAGAAGAGUACUUAAGACAUAUGCAUCAAUUUCAGUUUGCCUUGACAUUGGCUUAAACAGUUAAUGUUUUUAAAAAUAAAAAUCGAUUUACACUAGUUUAAAAUCUUUUAGGAUGAACUAUGUUUAACAUUUACUCACGGUAGCAUUAUCAGAAAAUUGCCAUCGCUAGAGGAGUCCUACCACCCACUUCCCCAUGUAAAUUAUGAGGACCUUGAAUUAGUCCUGAGAAAAUGGAUUUUUUUCCCUUGUGUUUUCUGGAAGACAAAAGAUAAAUGUUCAGGUGAUUUAUACUUGGUAAUUUUUUUUUUUCUGUUUUGGAGUCUCUACAUUUUUUCUUUAACUAAAAGGCUAGUUAUUUUUUUUCUCUAAGACUUACAAUAUGAUUGUUAAAUGCCAAAAUAAGAUUAUCUUUUUAAAAAGAAGCUGUUUUUCAUACUGUUAUAGUCAACUACAAAGAACUUUCAUAAAGUAGUAUUCUUUAUUUGCAAUUAUUUACUAUGAUUAGAAUAAUUUGUUGAAUUAGCUGACUAUAAAAAAUAUUUACAACUUUUCCUUGCCUUGAGAUGUAACAUUUUCUAUGUAAAUGAUUACCUGAGGAAUGAUUAUUUGCAUUACAAAAGAAUACUUUGUCAUUCUUUUAAACACAUGAAAUAGAAAUGCCAAAGUAACAUUUUAACAUAUUUCUCUGUGACAUUUCAGAAUCAGAAAUUUUAAAUUAUGUUCGUAACAUAAUUUGCUUUUAUUGUAAUGUGAACACAUUGGAAAUUAUUUGGAAUAUACAUUUCAAAGUGAUUAUACGAAUUAGGCUAAAUUCAAAAUUUUGGUUAUUUGUUUAAUCAAAUUUAGAAAUAUCUCUGUAUGUGAGACAUAGGAAUUUGUUUAAUCUGUGAUUAAUGGAAAUAAGGAUAUCCUUUUUUUUUGUUCCUAGUGACUAUAUUAUGUUAUUGUUUUGCUUAGUUUGAGAACAACCAUGUAUUAGCUUUACUUCGCUGAUAUGAGUAAAUGUGUCUGUUUCCUAAAUGCAAGGACUGCACUAAUUAAUUUAUGUAAAAGUGAAACACUACAGUAGCAGAAAAAUAGCACUGGCUCUUUAGCCAAAAUAAGCACUAUAACAUGGAUGUAUUUCUACUGCUGCCAAAUAAAAAAGUGAUGGUA
Messenger RNA from Myotis daubentonii (Daubenton's bat), 5588 nucleotides. It is a transcript of the gene MIGA1, whose product is annotated as mitoguardin 1. NCBI's taxonomy places the organism in Eukaryota, Metazoa, Chordata, Mammalia, Chiroptera, Vespertilionidae. Gene Ontology annotation, biological process: mitochondrial fusion. The record is from RefSeq and is a predicted model, not a curated record.